UGGAGCAUACCUGGGCAUGUCUAGUGUUCAGAUUUCCCAUAUGAAGCGGCGCAUGGCAACCCUGCAGUCUUCAGUCUCGAGGAAAGCAGCAAUCAGUCACACGAAUGCGAAAAUCACCAGCUGCCGACAAUGCCUCUGGCCAGAGAACUGCUCAACCCUUCCUUUGAUUUCGAGAGAAGACAGCACAAGAAGAAGAGACUUGUGCAAAGUCCCAACUCUUACUUCAUGGAUGUGAAAUGUCCAGGUUGUUAUAAGAUCACAACAGUGUUUAGUCAUGCACAGACAGUUGUGCUGUGUGUUGGUUGUUCAACAGUGUUGUGCCAGCCCACAGGAGGGAAAGCCAGGCUCACUGAGGGUUGCUCUUUCAGAAGAAAGCAACACUGAGAAGAAUGGAAACUGGAAAAGGAAUAAUGCUUUGAAUACAAAGAAAUUGUGCUGUCUUAAUACCUUACCUUUUCAUUGAUUACAAUGAAUGAACUUUAAAUGCGAUUAUGAACGGUACAUGGCAGGUUCUUUCUGCCAUGUUAUCAGUUUGAUUUUCAGAAUAAAGUUUCUUUUGCAUGAAACCACUGCCUUAAACUAUAUUCUUACAGUGACCUUUGCACUUCUUAUUCACUCAAUAAUUGGCCCCUUGUAGCCACAUAUACAAUUUGUAACGUCUGUAUUUUAUGGUUGCAAAGAUUUAAGACCAUUUAUUUUGAGGAUGUUGUCAUACUAUCUUUUAUUGGGUUUCUGAUGUGAAAUUAAGUAGAAAACAACAGUGAUGAUGAGGAGGAUGCAUGUCCAGUGCGGAGUUGCCCAAUCAGCAGGAGAGAGAUAAAGGAGGAGCCAGGGAUGCCAGAGAGAGAGCUCGAGAGACACACACAGAGCUGUGUGUCGACAUUUGUUAUGUUUAAGUUCAGCAUUUGUGUUGAUUAAAGUCUUGUUAAAUGUUAAUCUGGUUCCCGCUU
This is a messenger RNA of Myxocyprinus asiaticus (Chinese sucker), 950 nucleotides long. RefSeq names its product 40S ribosomal protein S27-like. NCBI's taxonomy places the organism in Eukaryota, Metazoa, Chordata, Actinopteri, Cypriniformes, Catostomidae. The record is from RefSeq and is a predicted model, not a curated record. Gene Ontology annotation, cellular component: ribosome; cytosolic small ribosomal subunit. Gene Ontology annotation, molecular function: structural constituent of ribosome; RNA binding. Gene Ontology annotation, biological process: translation; ribosomal small subunit assembly. The transcript is spliced from 4 exons. The coding region runs from base 130 to 384 and encodes 84 amino acids.